AUGAAACAGUUCCAGGGCGAAGGACAGUGGUGGUUGUCCCAGACCCGGGAAGUCUGUAUAGCCACACGUGAUCGCAUCCCGAUUAAGUCCAAACAAACACCUUCACGUCGGUCACCAGCAGCACAUAUCUCAAUCUCCAGCCAUGGUUCUCCUCAUGAGCAUCAGCAGACGGUGCUGCUCUCCCGCAUCAUCACCAAUAUUGAGAAACUUAAUGAAGCCAUUAUGGUCAUGAACAAAGGUCUCCAGGAAGUCAACAUCCAAAACAUGAACGUUGAGCUUGUGGCGCAAAUGUUCAAGAACUACCAAUCCAAUGUUCUCUUCCACCUCGAAGCCACUGAGAACCUCAAGGACCCAUCCUAA
Molecule: messenger RNA, 360 nt
Organism: Penicillium paradoxum
Lineage: Eukaryota; Fungi; Ascomycota; Eurotiomycetes; Eurotiales; Aspergillaceae
Product: DASH complex subunit DAD4
Exons: 5
Coding region: 1-360 (119 amino acids)
Biological process (GO): attachment of spindle microtubules to kinetochore
Cellular component (GO): DASH complex; mitotic spindle
Source: RefSeq, a predicted model, not a curated record